UUCUGUUGUUGUCGCGCGGCGCGCCGCUCGCGCUGAUAACGCGAUGUUCGCCCGGCCUGCGCGUACGCACACACCCCUAUGGAUUUUCGUUCGGAUAUAAUCGAUUGACUUUGGAUUUUUUUUUUGGAUGUUGUGUGAGACGUGAUAGUGAUUGUGUUUAGACUUUUGUGUUUGGUUAAUUUUGCGACGGUUAAUAAGAGUACACCGCCAAGCUGUCUACCGCCGAUGAGCUGCUACCCCAUCACGGCCCGCCGAUAAUAGGUCCGUGGCGCACGAGCCCGAUGAGCGCGUGCGCGGCGGCCGUCAUGCGCGAAAAGCACGCGGCGCCGCGCCGCCUCGCCUCCCCGCCCUCCUCCCCGCGCGACCCCCACUCCCCGCUCGGCUCCCCGCGCGCCGACGAGCCCCUCGACCUGCGGGUGACCCACAAGCGCCCCCAGAGGCUCGAAGACGAGAACUGCAACCUGAUAGCCGCGUCCCCGCCGCCGCACCCGGCGCACCCCGCACACCCGGCCCACCCGGCGCUGCUGCAGUUCUGCCGGCGGCUGCCGCUCGCCCUGCCGGCGUCCUUCGGCCGGUACCCCUUCCUGCCUGCCGCGGCGGCGACGCUGCUCGCGCCCGGCGCCCCUCGCGCGCCCCCGGUGCCGCCCAACCCGGCGGUGAACCGGGCGCGGGACCGCUACACCUGCUCGUACUGCGGCAAGGCGUUCCCCCGCAGCGCGAAUCUCACGCGGCACCUGCGGACGCACACGGGCGAGCAGCCCUACCGCUGCAAGUACUGCGAGCGCUCCUUCUCCAUAUCGUCGAACCUGCAGCGCCACGUGCGCAACAUCCACAACAAGGAGCGGCCGUUCCGAUGUCGCCACUGCGACCGCUGCUUCGGCCAGCAGACGAACCUCGACCGGCACCUGAAGAAGCACGAGGCGGAGGGCGGAGACGAGGGCCGCCGGCGGUCGCCGGAGGAGACGUACUUCGAGGAGAUCCGGUCGUUCAUGGGCCGCGUGGCGCCCGCGCGCCGCGCCGCCGCGGCCGCCGCCGCCGGCGUGGUCGACCACACCUGAUGGCGGGCGCGCGCCGCACUAAUCCGGCCGGUGUCCGAGUGACUCUCGUGUAAAUAUUGUGAGAUACGGCUCGAUUGCAUCGCGCCCCCUCGAAAUGCCAAAACUCAUAUUUUCUGUCGUCCGUCGUCACCGCCGGUUUCCGCUGGCGCUUCUCGGAGAUGUCCGCAGUUUCGACGAAGCCGCGAGAUGCGGCGUCCUGUAUACUAUUAUGUAAAUAAUUUUCGUUCGUUUUAGUCUAGUGUGUACCGAAUUUUCUCUACCGAUAAAUAAAAGCAGGAUUUAGUUUUAAAUUUUGUAUCAUAGGCUCCUAGCGUAUCGUAAGUAGUGUCAAUGUAUUAUUUUUGUAAAUUUUGCUUAUUUCGAUGUUAUGUUAGAGUUUUAGUCUGAGAGGAAACGCCGGUUACCAGUAAUCGUAUAAACUUGUUGCUUAUUGAGAAUAAAUAAUUUUAUAAAAUGUUAGAGAAUUUAUUUGAAAUGAGCAUAUAUUUGGUGGAGAUAUUAUAUCGAAUGUUGUGUAAAUUAUUAUAUCUAUAGGCGAAGCCGCCGCAAAAACGAAGUGUUCAUAGUGUUCAAAUUGUUAUGUUCAGACUGCAAAGAAAUGUUUGAUGCAAACGUUUUAUAGUAGUUGAUAAAAUGUAAAAAGUUCAGAUUUUUGUAAUAUUCGCUAACUGUGAUUGUAUUUAUAUUGGCGGUCUAAAAGUUAAAUAAUCCAUGUAAAGAACUCUCAAAGAACUAGUGUAAACGUUCCUUUAUGUAUAGAUAGAUCUCUAUUAUUGUUACGAGUAAUAAAGUUUUUAAUAUAUGA
Messenger RNA from Aricia agestis (brown argus), 1863 nucleotides. RefSeq names its product transcription factor hamlet-like. Gene Ontology annotation, molecular function: RNA polymerase II cis-regulatory region sequence-specific DNA binding; DNA-binding transcription activator activity, RNA polymerase II-specific. Gene Ontology annotation, biological process: regulation of transcription by RNA polymerase II. NCBI's taxonomy places the organism in Eukaryota, Metazoa, Arthropoda, Insecta, Lepidoptera, Lycaenidae. Bases 282 to 1058 code for a protein of 258 amino acids. Gene Ontology annotation, cellular component: nucleus. The record is from RefSeq and is a predicted model, not a curated record. The transcript has 3 exons.